UGCAGCUCCACUGACUAUCAACAGCUCAACCUAACAUACAUGCAUCAGAGCUCGUUAACCUCCAAGUUCUUUCAAUUCCCAUCCACUUUAUUUUAUCACCAUCUUAACUUUUCAUUCACGACUGUUGACUUUCAUUCAUCCCUUCCGAACUGCAUUUGCACCAGGGAUUGAAUCAACAUCAUGAACGGUGAUAGCUACACUGCUCGAGAUGGCCGGCAUGGCUCAUCUCGAGAAUUUACUCGUGAUGAUCGGAGAGAUCGAGGUGACCGAGGUGAUCGACGAGAGCGACGACGAAGUAGAUCGCCUCGUCGGUCGCAUCGUGACGCGAGAGACGAGGAUGCCUAUGCUUCCAGCCGUAGUCACCGAGACCGUGAACGCGAGGACCGAUAUGGUGGUGGUGCUGGCGGCGGUGCCGGAGGCGGUGGUGGUGGUGGCAGAGAUAGAAGAGACCGAGAAUGGGAUCGCGACCGUGGAUCGAGAAGAGAUGGUCGCCGCGAAGAUGCCGGCGGCCGCCCUCCUCGACGCGACCGCGACCUGUUCGAUGAUCGACGUGGUGGCGGUGGCGGCGGUGAUAGACGAGACCGCGACAGAAUUGAGAGAAACCGAGAUGAUGACCUCUUCGCUCAGAAUCGACGAGGACGUAGCCCAACACCGCCACCUAAGAAGCGCGAACCAACCCCAGAUCUUACCGACAUCAUCCCUGUUCUAGAGCGCAAACGACGUAUGACACAAUGGGACAUUAAACCUCCUGGUUAUGAGAACGUUACCGCCGAACAAGCCAAGCUAUCUGGCAUGUUCCCCCUACCGGGCGCACCGCGACAGCAACCGAUGGAUCCUACGAAGUUGCAAGCUUUUAUGAACCAACCUGGUGGUGCAGUUAACAGCGCAGCACUGAAGCCUGGCAAUUCCCGACAGAGCAAGAGACUCAUCGUUUACAACAUCCCCGCCGGUUCGACCGAGGAUAUUAUCAUGGGUUUCUUCAACCUCCAAUUGAAUGGCCUCAACGUUGUCGAGAGUACCGAUCCCUGCGUUUUGUGCCAGGUUUCCAGAGACCAAUCGUUUGCACUUCUCGAAUUCAGACACGCUUCAGAAGCUACAGUUGCCCUCGCCUUUGAUGGUGUCUCGAUGGAACCUGACGAAGUUGCGAACGGUGCUGUCAAUGGUGGUGGACGUGGUUUGAAUAUCCAGCGUCCUAAGGAUUACAUUGUACCUGCCAUUGCUGAGGAUGUCCCGUACAAGGCUGGUAUAGUUUCGAAUGUUGUCAUUGACACCCCGAACAAAAUCAGCAUCGCGAACUUGCCGCCGUAUCUUACUGAAGAACAAGUCACCGAACUUCUGACCUCUUUCGGCGAACUUAAGGCGUUGGCCUUGGUCAAAGAUACCGGAACUGACGAAUCUCGAGGCAUUGCAUUCUGCGAAUUUGUCGAUCCUGCUACGACCGACAUUGCCAUCCAGGGCCUCAAUGGCAUGGCCAUUGGUGACAACAAGCUCAAGGUGCGGAAGGCUAGUAUUGGUAUAACCCAGGUAGCAGGCGUUGAAAUGGGUGUGAAUGCUAUGUCUAUGCUGGCUGGAACCACCGCCAAUGACUCAGAGGAGACACGCGUAUUGCAGUUGUUGAACAUGGUGACACCAGAAGAAUUAAUGGAUAACGAUGAUUACCAAGAAAUUUGCGAGGAUGUUCAUGAAGAGUGCUCAAAGUUUGGCCAGAUCAUAGAUCUUAAGGUUCCUCGACCUACUGGUGGUAGUCGGCAAUCUUCGGGAGUUGGAAAAAUUUAUGUCAAAUAUGACACGACGGCAUCUGCGAAGAAGGCUCUACAGGCUCUUGCGGGCCGAAAAUUUGCAGACAGAACUGUGGUGACAACAUACUUCCCAGAGGAGAACUUUGAAGUGGGCGCGUGGUAAUGAAAAAAAGGGGUUCAUGUAGUCUUUCAUCCUGAAGUACGAACGGGAUGGACUUUGCAAAGAUGCCAUUUGCGGGAAAAGAAGGCUGGGCUAACGAAUCGCAAGG
This is a messenger RNA of Annulohypoxylon maeteangense, 2008 nucleotides long. RefSeq lists its product as uncharacterized. Lineage: Eukaryota; Fungi; Ascomycota; Sordariomycetes; Xylariales; Hypoxylaceae. Gene Ontology annotation, cellular component: nucleus; U2AF complex; nuclear speck. The transcript is spliced from 5 exons. Gene Ontology annotation, biological process: mRNA processing. The record is from RefSeq and is a predicted model, not a curated record. Bases 181 to 1902 code for a protein of 573 amino acids. Gene Ontology annotation, molecular function: pre-mRNA 3'-splice site binding; poly-pyrimidine tract binding.